Molecule: messenger RNA, 1502 nt
Organism: Anopheles coustani
Lineage: Eukaryota; Metazoa; Arthropoda; Insecta; Diptera; Culicidae
Gene: MED31
Product: mediator of RNA polymerase II transcription subunit 31
Exons: 4
Coding region: 548-1321 (257 amino acids)
Biological process (GO): regulation of transcription by RNA polymerase II
Cellular component (GO): mediator complex; core mediator complex
Molecular function (GO): transcription coregulator activity
Source: RefSeq, a predicted model, not a curated record
GUCGAAGACGCGUCAAAUCGUACGAAGGUGCUCUGGAAAGUAGUGGAUGCUGUUUGUAGUUUUUCGAUGGAAAUUCUGUAAUUUGCUCGAAAUUCUUCCAUAAACUUGUGAUCAAAUCACGGAACAUCAUCAGUGCGUUGGUUUGCUCAUAGCGCAUUGCCAGUCGCGAAUGCCUAUGAUGAACCCAUACGGUUCUUACGAUCGGCGUGAAGAAGCAGAAAGUGAAUGAACAGAGAAUUGCAUCUUCAAUAUUCCUAUGCUUCGAAUGUAACUGUCAUUCGUUUCUUAAUUUAUGUCUCAGUUUUUCUUCCCUACACUUUCGUGACUACGUGAAUUCUCGGUUCUACGUUUUAUUCACCCAAACACCCUUGCAAGGGUCACUGUUGUCCCACUAUUACUUUGUUUUGCAAUCUCUCACCUAGCCUGUCGAUCGUGAACGAAGCGAGGUAUCCCGUGGCGUUAAAUCGUUUGCCAUAAAAAAAAUAGCUAAAAUCCUUACAAGUUAAAUUUAAAGCACACAUAAAUAUACUCAAACAUAAACAAAAACAUGGCUAAUAAAAUGGUCGGUAAGGGUAAAUUACCCGUUGAAUCCGAAGAUGCACAGAAGCUCAGAUUUCAGGUCGAACUGGAGUUCGUUCAAUGCUUAGCAAAUCCGAAUUACUUGCAUUUUUUGGCACAGCGAGGCUACUUCAAAGAUGCUGCCUUUGUUAACUAUCUCAAGUAUCUGCUGUACUGGAAGGAACCGGAGUACGCAAAGUAUCUCAAGUUUCCCAUGUGCCUGUACUUCUUGGAUCUACUGCAGUACGAGCACUUUCGGCGCGAAAUCGUUAGUGCCCAGUGCUGCAAGUUCAUCGACGAUCAGGCGAUCCUCCUGUGGCAGCAUUACACCCGGCGGCGCACGAGAUUGACGGCCCUCGGUACGACCAGCUUGACGGGAUUGGCUGUGGGCGGACAGCCCGUCGGAGGCGGGGUACAGGGCACACUGUUAUCGAACGAACCGUCAUCGAUCAUGCCCAACACUGGCAACAAUAAUGGCAACCAAGCUGGCAGUAAUGGCGCUGGCAGUGGCAUCAGCAACAACAACGGCAGCAGCAACAAUGGGCCCAACAGCGGCAGUGUCAACGUGCCAACUUCUGCGGUGCAGCAACAGCAGCAGCAGCAACAACAGCAAAACGGAGCUGGUAUACCGCAGCACAACGGUGUGGGUGGAGGUGGAAGUGGUGGUGGCGGUGGUGGAGGCAGCAUGAUGGGUAAUCCUUUAGGGACGAUGGGCACAGGUGGCGGUAUCGCUGGGGGCGGUAUUAACCAGAAAGUUCCUUAAUCAUUCGUUAGCACAUGUGCGCUGUGGUCGACCCAUGGUUGAAUCGAGAAUAACGUCCUCAUACGUUAUCGUACAAACGCGUUGGGUAUCGUUGCUGUAUAAAGACUGUUUUUAUAAAUAUUGUAUAGUGUAUGGUAGAAUAAAAUAAUGAUUAAGAUUAACUCUUAAUUCAGAUAUCUAC